This is a messenger RNA of Triticum aestivum (bread wheat), 3953 nucleotides long. RefSeq lists its product as uncharacterized. NCBI's taxonomy places the organism in Eukaryota, Viridiplantae, Streptophyta, Magnoliopsida, Poales, Poaceae. The record is from RefSeq and is a predicted model, not a curated record. Bases 407 to 3457 code for a protein of 1016 amino acids. The transcript is spliced from 5 exons.
GCGAUGCACCCAUCUAUCUGCAAGCAACAAUUUGCUUUCCUUUCCUGAGACUGAGAGCUAGCUGAGCUCUGCUGCCACCGACCGACGUGAGUGAAAAAUCAUCUUGGAUUUCGAUCGAGCAAGUGUGAGAUCAGCGACAUUUGUGGGCCGGGAGCGGAGUAUUGGUCUAAUCUGCAGGCGAUGGGUUAGAUGUAUAUCCGGCAGCCAUGUUUUUCAUCCUCGAUGUCUUGAUAUCUUCAUCUGGGGCUGGAUGUAUUUCUUUCUUGGAUUAUUUUCUUCCUCCUGUCCUCCUCGACUACAGGACUACUAACUCAAGUGUCAGAUCAACAUCUGUGGUGUGGCUGACAUGGUUUUCUUUUGCUGCUGGUAGCACUACUAGUUACUUCUUUCUUUGGAGAACAAUCAAAUGGAUCAUCCAAUAGAACUGGAGGUACAUGACUUUGAUGACGCCCCGAGAAAGCUGUUGGAUCUUAUGCUGCGCUUAGAGUCAAAUAAAGGAGCUAAGUCAUUCUUCUUUGGUGGCUGGCUCGGCUGUGGUGUUGGAGCCUCUGCUGUUCUCAAAGCCACAUCUGAACUCCUGAAAUCUGAAAGAAGUGAUCCUGACAUGACAGAGCAUUUUGACAAAAUUAUCCAUGUAGACUGCUCUAUGUGGAAAAAUAGGAGAACUAUGCAGAGGGCAAUCGCGGAGGAGUUAAACCUUCACCGUUUGAUGCACAUGUUUGAUAAGCAGGAUGAGGAUGAUGAUUUUAGAGGUAUAGACGUGAGCUCUAGAGUGGAGAUACCAAGUAUCGGAAGAGAGAUCAAUGCGUCUCUAAGAAAUGAAAGGUUCCUGCUGAUUUUUCACUAUGGGGGAGAAGAAGAUAUUGAUUUGACAGAGUGUGGCAUUCCUAAUCCUGAUUUUGGAACCUAUGCCUUAGGAUUACUUUUAUGGACCAAUUAUGGAAGAUUUCAGCUCUCGGAGAGAAAAGAGAAGGUAAACUCAAGUCCUUCUUAUUUUAAAACAAUUUAUUUAUGUCCCAAUGAGGAUGACCACUCGGAGCAGCUAUUGUAUCGUUUAUUGCAUGAAGAAGCUACUGAAGUGAUUGGUUAUACUGGCAUGGAUGAUAUCAAACCAUCAAUAGUCUUGGAUUGUUUCUUGUAUUCACUAUUCCUCACAGGGCUACUACAUAAAAAACCUAUCAGUGUUGACUAUGACUGGGAUACACAUGCUUGCAACUACUGGAUAUGUGAUGACAUCCUUCAAGGGGAAAAAUCAUGUGAGGUUGGCAAUGCAUUGUAUGGAGUGAUACAAUUGUUGUGCAAUCCAUCCAAGAAAACAAAAAGAUUGGCAGAACAUUUCGGUCAACGAAGAGAUCUAUUUAAGCGUUGGAUUUCAAUCUCUUCCAACCAACUAGGAGAAAAAGAUAUCUCAGCUGGUCCUGUCAAUGCAUCAUCAUAUUUUGUAACAUUUGGGGGAGAUGGUAAACUACAAAUACCAAAUGGUCUAUUUCAACUAGCCAACAACCUCCGCGUGCUAAAAUUGUGCAAUUGCAGCUUUAAUUUUCCAUCCCCUCCUUUCAUAUGCUGCCACAACCUAAAAUUUCUUUGGCUUGACCAUUGCACAAACACUGGGGAGGAGCAAGGUGGAGCUCCAUGUUUCCCAAACAUGUCGGUGCUUGACAUACGCUUCACAGAUUUUGCCCUGUUGGCCUAUAUGAUAGAGCUAAUGACCAAUCUCAAGGAGGUAAAUACCAUGGGCGUCUCUUGGAGAACUGUAAGUCAUGCAUGGAAAAAGCUACAAAAUCUUCACAAGCUCCGGGUGACCGAAUCCUUAGAUGUGAUCACAGUGGAGACAUGCUCUUCGGUGGAUAUGAUGAAUCUGGAGCUCCUUGACUUGUCAGGUAACAUUCAUAUGGAAUCAUUGCCAGAAAUAUCAUCAGCGGAAAACUUGAAGGUUCUUAUCCUUGAUGGUUGUUCUAGCUUGGAGCAUGUUGCAAUCGAAGGAGCCCCUCCAUCACUCGAGAGUUUUAGCUUUGAUGGUUAUGGCCCGGCAGAGAAAUGGACACAUCCCAUAGAACUGCCAAAAAGGGAACUGCGUCCCAAGUCUUAUCUUUCUAUAGUUCAAGAAGCCAAGGUGAGAAGGAUCUCCCUAAAGGGUUGUGCUCAAUUGCGCAACAUUUUCUUUCGUGCAUUGCCCAAUCUUGAGGAGCUGGACCUCUCUGACACAUCCAUUGAAACUCUUGAUCUCCGUGCAAUGGAUGUCCCACGGCUCAAGAAGCUAUUCUUGCUAGGUUGUGAGCAACUCUGUAGCCUACUUUGGAAUGAAGGAAACCGUUCAUUGAGAGUUCUACAUGUAGACACUCGGGGGAAGACUAGAUCAACGAUCUACCAUGGAGAACAGAUGCCCUCUUCCCUGGAGGAAGUUAUGGCUUUUAUAGAGGGAAGGUUCCUUUUGUCCGCCAUAAUGGGACUCUCUCGGAUUACUUGGCCUGACUCCAAGAUACACAUCCAUAUAUCUUCUAAGAUCCAUAACCGGGUCAACAUCACCAAAAGUAUGGAGGACAUUGGGCCUAUCCAAGAGGGUAUGGUUCCUAUAGGGCUCUUCUUACCUUAUAGUGAUAUUGUCCUUAGCAAGGAUGUUGUCACGCGCUCGUUCUUGGUAUGGGACAGACGACAACUUUAUCCUUUGGGCAUGCAUAUCGAGAUUGGUGAAGGGAGCCACCACUUAGAGAGUAUAAAUGAUAAAGAAUUUCGCGAAGGUUUGACUCAAGUUAAAUCAUUGCAUGUGCAUGACAAUAUAUCAAUCACAGUUAUCCUUCCGGCGGGAUCAAGAUAUUGGAACCAUCUAGAAUGGUGCCAUGUUGAGAGGUGCCCCAAGCUGCACACUUUAUUCCCUUGUUGGGGUAAAUAUAGGGGCUUUGAGUCACUAAGGAUAUUUUCUGCAGUUGAUCUCCCGAUGGUCCAUUGCAUCUGGGAUAGAGUCACUUCAUAUAAGUACUACUACAACUUUGAUAACUUACAACACAUAUACUUGCAUAACUGUCCUAGGCUGGUGUUCGUCCACUAUAUUCGCUUCGCAUUGUAUAAUUUGGAGACCAUUCAGAUUGCGCACUGCCCUAAUCUCCAACAUAUUUUCCCACUGGACGACAAACAUUUCCCUCCAAAGAGAUAUUCUAGUGUCAGAUUCAACAAGCUGAAGCACAUCAAGCUAUACCAUCUGCACAAGCUAGAACAGAUAUGUGAUGCCACAGUUAUGUGGGCUCCGGCGUUGGAGACGGUCAGCCUCAGGGACUGUUGGGGCCUGAGGCGGCUACCAGUGGCAUCACGUUAUGGUCCUAAGCCGGUGGUGGAUUGUGAGAAGGACUGGUGGGACAUGCUCGAAUGGGACAACUUUUGGGAUCAUGACCCGUCGCUCUUCGAAACACGCCACUCGUCCUACUACAAGAAUGCCCUCCCGAGAGUCUCUGUUCUAAGGUAAUCUGGAGCAUGCAAAGGGAGGUCGACCGGCUUACAUGGACCAUGCAUGAGCCUAUUGGCGUUACAAUCAAGUCGUGACCUCUCUCGCAGCUUGAUCUCGGAAGUGCUUCAUUUCCCAUUGACUGUCUGUUUUGCAAUCAUGUGUGUUUGUCACAAGUUCCAUCUGCAGAAUGAUGAGGGUGUUGCUGCGCAUGGAGGAAUAAAUAAAUGGUGUGCUUUCUUCACCAAGCUAUAUAUACACCUCAUGUGGGUAUGUGCUUGAUUGGAUUGGUGUGUCACGCAAGCAAGCGGCAUUGGAUGGCUUGCUUCAUUUGUUUCUCCAGCUCAAGCUUUGGUGUUCACGAUCAUGGAGCUGGCUGGCUAUCGUGUUGGUUUGUAAUAAAGGAGUUUGUUUGUGCCCAGCCGUGCAACAAUAUAUGAAGCUAGCACGGAUAUGUGUGUGUGUGCGCGCGUGUGUGUGAUUUUUGAACCAUAUAUAUAAAACUGAGCUUGAUUUG